AUGGCUGCACCGCGGGGGGUGUUGGUGGUGGAGAUGGGGGUCCGGAUGUUGAAUAGGGAUGGGGAGAAUACAGAGUCCCCCAAUGGGAAGAAGUUCGAGCCGGAUAAGUUCCAGCUAUCACGGUGGGAGUUUGCUGCUGCUAUGGGAGUGUUCUUGGUGUUUCUGACCGGGUUGUUCUGCAUCUACCUUACCAGGCCAGCAGCUGCAUAUGGGGAGCUCAGGCUGCCCCGCACCCUUUCUGAACUUCGGGUGAUUAAGGACCAUCUUGGAACAUUUGCCGACGAUUACCCAGCUAAGUUCAUUGAUCUGGGUUACUGCUCUAUGUACCUAUUCAUGCAGACAUUUAUGAUACCUGGGAACAUUUUCAUGUUCUUGCUUGCUGGACUCUUUUCGGUGUUAUCAUAG
This is a messenger RNA of Fraxinus pennsylvanica, 405 nucleotides long. Lineage: Eukaryota; Viridiplantae; Streptophyta; Magnoliopsida; Lamiales; Oleaceae. The record is from the annotation of a GenBank genome assembly.